This is a messenger RNA of Leptonychotes weddellii (Weddell seal), 1281 nucleotides long. The record is from RefSeq and is a predicted model, not a curated record. NCBI's taxonomy places the organism in Eukaryota, Metazoa, Chordata, Mammalia, Carnivora, Phocidae.
CCCCGGCCGACGACAAUGACCACUUCCCUGCAAGAUGGGCAGAGCGCCGCGGGUAGGGCGGCUGCCCAGGACUCGCCGCUGGCCGCCCAGGUGUGCGGCGCUGCCCAGGGGAGGGGCGACGCCCGCGACCUGGAGCCUGCCCCCUGGUUGCACGCGCGGGCGCUCCUGCCCCCUCCGGACGGGACCCGCGGCUGUGCUGCAGACAGGAGAAAAAAGAAAGAUCUUGAUGUUCUGGAAAUGCCAUCUAUUCCAAACCCUUUUCCUGAGCUAUGCUGUUCUCCAUUUACAUCUGUGUUGUCAGCAGGCCUGUUUCCCAAAGCAAAUUCAAGGAAAAAGCAGGUAAUUAAAGUGUACAGUGAAGAUGAAACCAGCAGGGCUUUAGAGGUACCCAGUGACAUAACUGCCCGAGAUGUUUGCCAGCUGUUGAUCCUGAAGAAUCAUUACAUCGAUGACCACAGCUGGACCCUUUUUGAGCAUCUGCCUCACAUAGGUCUAGUGUUUUUUUCCCCCCAGAGAAGUAUAUCAGAGAAUUCUCUCGUAGCAAUGGACUUCUCAGGACAGAAAAGCAGAGUUAUAGAAAAUCCCACGGAAGCUCUUUCAGUCGCUGUUGAAGAAGGACUCGCUUGGAGGAAAAAAGGAUGUUUACGCCUGGCCACCCACGGUAGCCCAACUGCCUCUUCCCAGAGCUCGGCCACAAACAUGGCCAUCCACCGGUCCCAGCCAUGGUUUCACCACAAAAUUUCUAGAGAUGAAGCUCAGCGAUUGAUUAUUCAGCAAGGACUUGUGGAUGGAGUUUUCUUGGUACGGGAUAGUCAGAGUAACCCCAAAACUUUCGUACUAUCAAUGAGUCAUGGACAAAAAAUAAAGCAUUUUCAAAUUAUACCAGUGGAAGAUGAUGGUGAACUGUUCCACACCCUGGAUGAUGGCCACACGAGAUUUACAGAUCUAAUCCAGCUGGUGGAGUUCUAUCAACUCAAUAAGGGCGUUCUUCCUUGCAAGUUGAAACAUUAUUGUGCUAGGAUUGCUCUUUAGCCAAACCAGAAGUGACUUAUUAAACUGUUGAAGAAAAAGGACUCACUACAAAAAAAAAAAAAAAGAAAGAAAAGAAAAGAAAAAGAAAGACCAUAAACAAGGGAGAAAACGUUGCCAUGGUGAAAAGAAUCUAUUUCACCUACAAGUUACAAAAAAUAGCUUGUGCAUUGCAGAUAAGCAAAGAUUUGGAUUGACAUUACAUUCAUCAUCUAAAAUUCAUUAGUUAAAAUUAAACCUCAGAAAAAAUGA